Molecule: messenger RNA, 1317 nt
Organism: Sphenostylis stenocarpa
Lineage: Eukaryota; Viridiplantae; Streptophyta; Magnoliopsida; Fabales; Fabaceae
Source: the annotation of a GenBank genome assembly
AUGGAGAUACAGACUUGUGGCAAGCCAAUUGACUCCUUGUUAGAGAAAGUGCUGUGCAUGAAUAUUCUGUCGUCUGAUUACUUCAAGGAGCUCUAUAGAUUAAAAACGUAUCAUGAAGUUAUUGAUGAGAUCUAUAAUCAAGUUGAUCACGUAGAGCCGUGGAUGACUGGCAAUUGUCGUGGUCCUUCAACUGCUUUCUGUCUUCUUUACAAGUUUUUUACAAUGAAGCUCACUGUCAAGCAAAUGCACGGGCUGUUGAAACACCCGGAUUCUCCUUACAUAAGAGCGGUUGGAUUUCUCUAUCUGAGAUAUUGUGGAGACCCAAAGACACUGUGGAGCUGGUUCGAGCCAUAUAUAAAAGAUGAUGAGGAAUUUUCUCCAGGAUCUAAUGGUCGAAUGACUACAAUGGGUGUAUACGUCCGUGAUUUGCUACUUGGACAGUAUUACUUCGACACACUGUUUCCUCGCAUCCCUGUUCCUGUAUUGCGACAGGUUGUGGCUAAUCUUGAAAAGUUGAAGCUCCCCACUACACAUUCUGGUUCAACAGGGGAAUCUACCCGUCAUGGUUCCGAUGAUACUGCCCGUAGACCACCUUCUGUUAAAGCUGCCCUUUCUGUCUCUUUUGGUCAGCGGGCUCCUCAUCGAGCCUCCACAAGGGAUUCUUCACCUAUUCGCCGGACAUUACCAUCUCACGAAAGAAAUGGAAGUGAUGACAUAAGAAGAUCUCCAAGUAAUCGUCGCAGCCAGAGCCGUGAAUAUCCUGAUAGGGAUAGGGAUCGAGAUCGAUCACGGUCCAGAGACAGGGAUCGCGAUUAUGAUAGGGAUCGGGAACGGGAACGUGAUAGGGACAGAUACCGUGACCGAGAUAGAAACAGGGAGUGGGAGCGGGAAAGAGAACGGGAAAGAUACAGGGAUCGUGACUCCGAGAGAGAUCCAGAAAGAGACAAAAUCAGAAGGGACAAGGAGCGGGAAAGAGAGAGGAGUUAUGAUUAUGAUAGGAGGUCUAAGCACACAGAUAAAGAAAGCAGCCGGGAUUAUGACAAUGGUAGUAGACACUAUCGGAGGAGUCGGAGUAGAAGUAGGAGCAGGAGUAGAAGUCAGAGCCUGCAAGCUGGCACUGCUCGGUAUGAAUCGCAUUCUAGCCCACAGAGAGAUGGGAGUAAAAGAACUUCCGCAUCCAGUAAUCUAGCUAAACUUAAAGAUAUGUAUGGUGAUUUAGGGGAUAAUAAAGGAGAUACCAACAUGGAAAAAAUUCGUAGAAAGGAUAGUGGAGGGGAAGAGGUUAUUAGACUUGGCGGGUCUACUUGGAAGUAUUGA